Messenger RNA from Haliaeetus leucocephalus (bald eagle), 1777 nucleotides. RefSeq names its product DEAD (Asp-Glu-Ala-Asp) box polypeptide 28 (gene DDX28). The coding region runs from base 1 to 1185 and encodes 394 amino acids. The record is from RefSeq and is a predicted model, not a curated record. NCBI's taxonomy places the organism in Eukaryota, Metazoa, Chordata, Aves, Accipitriformes, Accipitridae. The transcript has 2 exons. Gene Ontology annotation, molecular function: nucleic acid binding; ATP binding.
AUGGCGCUGAGCCGCGGCGGGAUGGCGGCUCCCCUCCCGCUGCUGCUGCCGCGGCGGCUGGCGGCGGGCGCGGAACCCCCCGCGAACGUGGUGCGCGUCCCCUGGGCCCUGCGGCUGCGCCUGCAGCGGGGCGCGCAGCGCCGUCGGCGCGGGCAAAAGGAGGCGGCGGCGGCGGCGGCGCAGCCCGGGAAGCUGCUGCUGCGGAGCCGGCGGCCAGAGCUGAGCCAGCCCCGCUGGCAGACGGUGGGGCGCUGGGAGCGGCCGCAGCUAGUGUCGGCGGGCUGGAAGCACAGGAAGGCCUGCGGGGACUACUUCCAGCUGGAGCCCUCGCAGGAGGCGGCUCCCGCCCUGCAGCUGGGCACCCCCGGGGCGCUGCGGGCGGCGCUGCGGCGGCGCUUCCUGGCCCUGGGGCGGCUGCGCUGGAUGGUGCUGGACGAGGCGGACGCCCUGAUGGACGACUCCUUCUCGGAGGCGCUGGAGGAGAUCCUGGCGCACGCCCCCCUGGCCGCUGGAGCCCCCGGGCCGGCCGGCCCCGGGGAGGCGAGGACCCAGGUGGUGGUGGUCGGGGCCACCUUCCCGGCGGGACUGAGCCAGACGCUGGGGAAGUUCACCGACGUGGGCCGGUUUGUCAUCCUCGCCACCCAGAGCCUGCACCGCCUGCCGCCCCACGUCCAGCAGAAGUUUGUCCGCCUCAAAGGCCGGGACAAGCUGCCCGAACUGCUGCAGCUACUCAAGGAGCGCCCAGCGUCCGGCGGGGCUGUUCUCGUCUUCUGCAACAGUGCCAGCACCGUCAACUGGCUGGGCUAUAUCCUGGAUGACCACAAAAUCAAGCACCUGAGGCUGCAGGGACAGAUGUCGGCAGCUGCCAGAGCCGGCAUCUUUGCCUCCUUCCAGAAGGGUGACGUGUCUGUCCUUGUCUGCACUGACCUUGCCUCGCGGGGGCUGGACACCGGCAGCGUGCAGCUAGUGGUCAACUAUGACUUCCCAGACACCCUGCAGGACUACCUGCACCGCGUGGGGCGAGUUGGACGCGUUGGAAGCAAGGCGCCUGGAGCUGUGGUUAGUUUUGUCACCCAUCGGUGGGAUGUGGACCUGGUGCGGAAAAUAGAGACUGCAGCCCGGAAGAGGACAGGUCUCCCAGGCAUGGACUCCUCCAUUAAUAAGCCUCCACCUAAAGGAGGUUGAUUCAGGUUGCCAAGCAGUAAUAAGUGGCCUGGUAGGGACUACGCUUGAAGUCAUUGAGGCAGAGGGAAUGAGCUUCUGUGUGUAAACUAGACUGAAAGAACAGAGAAUUGAGUUUCAGAACCAGGUGAUCAGGUUAACUUCGUGCACUGUUCUGGAAGCUGCAAUAGUCAUUUCCAUAGGCAUCAGAACUCGGGACUUUCCAAAAAGAAGCUAGUAAGUAAGUAAGAAAAUGCCUUUGGAGAAGACUGAAUAAUGAUCUCCUCAGUUGAUUUUGUUUAAUUUUGUUGAGACCUUUAACUUGAAUUCAAAUCAGAAUGAGAGUGUGCCUGUAUGCUGUGCAGCUCUGUUGCAUUUCAUUGCUUCCCACCAGCAGCAGCUAAAUAUUCAUUACUAAAAAUUAAAAAUUACUACUGUGGCAGGAAAAAAAGGAAAAUUUUUCCUAACUUUGAUAAAACUUUCACCAAUUACAGAUACAUGUAGAAAGACUAAAGGACAAAUUAUAUUUGAUUUUCUUGUGAUGCGGCAGUUCAUUCAGAGAAUUCUAGACCAGAUACCUCUAAAGUUUGGUGGGAACGAGAAGGCACAAUAAAGC